Ahaetulla prasina is the source of this 546-nucleotide messenger RNA. Its product is annotated as ly6/PLAUR domain-containing protein 2-like. The coding region runs from base 19 to 405 and encodes 128 amino acids. Gene Ontology annotation, molecular function: acetylcholine receptor inhibitor activity. The transcript is spliced from 3 exons. The record is from RefSeq and is a predicted model, not a curated record. NCBI's taxonomy places the organism in Eukaryota, Metazoa, Chordata, Lepidosauria, Squamata, Colubridae.
GGCAGUUUUUUCUGUGCCAUGAUGAAAGUAACCCUGGCUACCUGGCUGAUUUUUGCAGCAUCUGUAGAUCUAGUUCUCCCUUUGCAGUGUUACACCUGCAGUGAACCCAUGGACGUUAACUCCUGCCUCACCGUCACUCACUGCCCAGCGAACAGCACUGCUUGCAAGACGACGGUACACUCGGUGGAUUCAGGUUACCCCUUUUUUGGGAACGUCACGGUCAGCAAAUCUUGCUCCAAGGAUUGUGUUCCGUCUGAGGCGGAUACCAUCGGCGAAAACCAUCCCGACUAUUGUUGUUACUGGGAUUUGUGCAAUGUGGGAGCAGGUCAGGCGGCCGCUGCGGAGUUCAGCGCCCUGAGCUUCACCAUCGUCCUCGCCUUCUCACUGCUCUGGCUUCAAGGAUAACCCUCCAGGGGAGAGGCUGGGUCGGUCGUGUGGGGAAGGACACCUCUCCCCCAGACCCCCAAACAAGGACCUUGGACUCUCCUUCUGGAAGGUUGGUCGAGAUGUCGAGAUGGGAGAAGAAGAGUCUUUAGGAGCAGAAGA